AAUCAAGGGUCUCAAUGAAGGCAGUGUCAGCAUGUUUCUGUUAUGGGCUUCACUGUUUCUUCUUCACCAAGGGCAUUGUUUGGUCCCAGUGGUCACGGUUCAACUUGGUGAACCUGUGACUUUGUCUUGUGCUUUUUCGGAGAGACUUCAGGGCACAUGGCUUCACUGGUACAAACAGAGUGCAGGAGGUACUCUAAAAUUCAUUGUGAUGCAACAGAAAACCAUAGACCCAAAAUACGAUCCAAAUGCACCUGCUUCAAGAAUGAAAGCAACAAUUGAUGACAAACUCGGCAAUCUAACGAUUAUGGAGACAGUUCUACAAGAUGAAGGAAUGUAUCACUGUGCUCGAAUGGACUGGACUGAAUCUAUUUGGAGUGGAACUUACUUGUCAAUAAAAGGAAAAUCUGAGAGGACAAUAAGCUACACUGUUCUUCAGAACCCAGUUUCUGAUCCCGCCCGUCCAGCAGACUCAGAGAAUCUUCAGUGUUCAGUCGUCUCUGAGUCUGAGGACAAAGCCUGUUCAGGAGAACUCAAUGUGUUCUGGUUUAGAACCGGAUCAGAACAGUCACAUCCAGAAAUCAUCUACACUAAUGACAAAGAACUGCAUAUUUGUGAGAACACAUUGACAUCAAAUGCUCAGAAAAAAUGUAGUUACAGCUUUUCUAAGAACUUCAACUCCUCUGAUACAUUGUACUGUGCUGUGGCAACAUGUGGAGAGAUAUUAUUUGGAAAAGAAACUAAACCAACAGCAGAUCAAUCACCAAGUUCUAAAGUUAAUGUGCUGAUGAUCAUAAUAAUCUGCUUGGCCAUUUCCUUCACUAUAAAUAUUUUUUUUAUCUGUCACCGAACUCAAAGAUCACUAUGUAGAAACUUUAAAGAAAAACAUAAUGAGAAUCAACCGGAUAAUUUUACUAAAGAUGGACAAGAAAUGAACUACGCUGCCUUGCAUUUCGAUGAGGGAAAAACUUCAAGACGAAAGAUAAAAACACAAUUGAAAACUGAAGAAAGUGUGUAUUCACAGGUCAAAUAUGAAGUUGUAAAUGCUCAGUAUUUAUAUGAACAACAAAAUGUAGAUUCAAAUCUAUCUGCAGCAAGAUUUGAGAAAUAAUAAAUUGAGAUAUCAUAAUUUACUAAUGCAUCAUCUUGUUUAAACAACUUAAAAACAAAGAAACUCAAACUGCCCUGAUUGCAAAAGCACCACAUUUCUUUUUUCUGGGGUUUGGCAGCAGUUUGAUGUAAUAAAUCUUUGCACUAUAAAUAUCUGCACACUUCUAGAAAACUGUAAAACUCCCUUUAAAUUAAAGCUACAGUCCUAUUUGUUGCUAUUGAAUAAAAAUGGAAAAAUCA
Molecule: messenger RNA, 1347 nt
Organism: Xiphophorus couchianus (Monterrey platyfish)
Lineage: Eukaryota; Metazoa; Chordata; Actinopteri; Cyprinodontiformes; Poeciliidae
Exons: 6
Coding region: 32-1108 (358 amino acids)
Biological process (GO): response to bacterium
Source: RefSeq, a predicted model, not a curated record